AGGGACAAUCAAUGCACAGAUGUUGGCACAACGGCAGAGAGAACUCCUCAACAACCACCUGCGCCAACGCCAGCUUGGAGCAUCAGAGACAGCAGCAGCAGCAGAGAACUUAUGGUAUGUCCCAGCAGCCUCACGGAGGGUUUGGGGGUCAGGCCACGCCCCAGAGUCCCCUGUUAUCCCCCAGGAUGGCCCACGCCCAAUCCCCCAUGAUGCAGCAGCAGGGCAACGCCAAUUUCCAGGCGUCGCCUGACCUAAACGGUUGGCCGCCCCAGGGGAACAUGGCAGGAAACAGUAUGUUCAGUACUCAGCAGUCUCCGCCCCAGUUCACCCAGCUGCAGCAGACCAAUGGGGGCGCGGCCAUGUACAACGGCAACGGAAUGAACCUCAACGUCUCCAUGGCUACCAACGCCAGCGGCAUGGCCCCCGUGGGUCAGAUGACCGGACAGAUGAUCACCUCGCCUGGAAUGACCUCAAUGGGACAGGAACAGGUAAGGUACACAGACAAAGUCAUUCAUAGACAGUUAUAACCGUUCAUAAGCGUACAUAGGGACAGGUGAGCCUCACCUCGCCUUGGGAUGACCUCAAUGGGACAGGAACAGGUAAGGUACACAGACAAAGUCAUUCAUAGACAGUUAUAACCGUUCAUAAGCGUACAUAGGGACAGGUGACCUCAAUGGGACAGGAACAGGUAAGGUACACAGACAAAGUCAUUCAUAGACAGUUAUAACCGUUCAUAAGCGUACAUAGGGACAGGUGAGCCUCACCUCGCCUUGGGAUGACCUCAAUGGGACAGGAACAGGUAAGGUACACAGACAAAGUCAUUCAUAGACAGUUAUAACCGUUCCUAAGCGUACAUAGGGACAGGUGAGCCUCACCUCGCCUUGGGAUGACCUCAAUGGGACAGGAACAG
This is a messenger RNA of Oncorhynchus masou masou (cherry salmon), 910 nucleotides long. Its product is annotated as nuclear receptor coactivator 2-like. The annotation marks the transcript as partial. NCBI's taxonomy places the organism in Eukaryota, Metazoa, Chordata, Actinopteri, Salmoniformes, Salmonidae. The transcript has 3 exons. Gene Ontology annotation, biological process: cellular response to hormone stimulus; positive regulation of transcription by RNA polymerase II. The record is from RefSeq and is a predicted model, not a curated record. Gene Ontology annotation, cellular component: nucleus. Gene Ontology annotation, molecular function: nuclear receptor binding.